Trypanosoma conorhini is the source of this 831-nucleotide messenger RNA. RefSeq names its product adenylate kinase. The record is from RefSeq and is a predicted model, not a curated record. Bases 1 to 831 code for a protein of 276 amino acids. The transcript has a single exon. NCBI's taxonomy places the organism in Eukaryota, Euglenozoa, Kinetoplastea, Trypanosomatida, Trypanosomatidae.
AUGGAACUGGUGAGGUCGGUGGUGGGACACAUGUCCUCAUGGGCGCUGGGCCGUGCUUCGGCGCCUGCGAGCAUCGGUCAAGGUAUGAAAUUUACGUUUCCGUCAACCGACGUCUGUGUGCAUGGCAGGUGGUAUGAGGCGAACAAAACAUGCGUGUGCGACGCCGGGUGGAUCACUGGCAUGCAGCAAGAUGCUCUGGCUCCUGUUUUUCUGUGGUGUAAUUCCACUGACCCGUUUGUUCGGUACCCCCCCGAAAAGAAUCUGCCAGGCCGCGUUCUUACUGCGUUGGGCGGUAAGCUUCCCCCGUGGGCUUUUGCUGUUAUAGUUGUGCUCGUUCCUGUAAUUGUAAUCAUACUCGGCUGCGUAUGUUGUUGUUGCUGCUACUGUCGCCACCGCCGCCCUAAGCCGGACGCUGGAGCCCAACCAACUCUGCAGCAGCAGCAGGGGAUGGUAAACGCGCCCGUGCAGUACCCGCAGGUGGCGAUUGGGUCUGGUUCGGCUGCCCCUGUGAACGUGAUACCCUCGCCAACGUACACAGACGCCACAGCGUAUGUGCCGGUGGUUUCCACGUAUCACAGCACCUCCACUGGACUUGGACCGGCGUACUUUUACUGCGAUCCGUCUGCCGCACAGUUCAUGCGGCCGACGGAGCCGCAGCCUGCAACUGGCAACGGGUGUCCCUCCAUGGACCAACGAGCGCCGAUGAUUGACGAAACGGGCAGCAGCGGUACCGGCGGGACGGACCGAAGUCCCUUUGCCUCGACGAACUCCCUGUGCCCCAUGGAGGAAACAUCGCAGGGUCCCACUGUUCUCCCAGCGAGGACUGAAUAG